AUGCAACCUGUACCUGUGCUCAUGGCGACGCUCGUGGCGGUGGCGAGCGCGGCUGUGUGGAACUGGACUGAAGCGCCCAUCGGACAACACCUCUUUGUGACGGGGUUGCGGGGCUCCGCAGCGUCGGAGACGCGUUGUGGUGGGGCGCUGAUUGCACCGACGGUCGUACUGACCAGCGCGACGUGUGCCUGGGCCACAUGGGUGUCGGUGGGGUCUCAUUACUCGGUUGGAGACAAGGACGGCGAGCGCAUUGCUGUCGCCAACGUGACGGUCCACCCGAGCUUUACUUUCGACUCGAACGAGUUUAAUUUGGCGGUGUUGGAACUGAAAACCCCCAGCUCGGCCCCCCCGAUUCCCCUUGUUUGGAGCGCCGAUGCGACCAACAACUCCCCACCAACCUCCACGUGGGUCUACCGGUACGGUAUCGCGUCCAAGUCCGCGGCUCAGUUACCCAAGCAUCUUCUGCAAUCCAACACCCGCAUCCUGUCCAACGUCGAAUGUGCCAAAUUCUACGGCAGCUCCGUCAAAGACUCGUGGUUGUGUGCAGAAUCCAGUGUCAACCCCAACGACAUUGGCGGACCGUUGACCGUCGUGGACGCGCUCAACAAUGAAUUCCUUGUCGGGGUCGCCAGCUGGGGCAAAAGCGGCAACGAACCCGCCGUGUACGCUCGCAUUGGCACUGCCCGCGACUUUAUCGAACCGUUCGUGUUCGAGACGAACGGAACCAACAGCACGCAAAAUCUCGGCACGAUUGUCCUUCCUCAAAAAUAG
Messenger RNA from Aphanomyces astaci, 771 nucleotides. RefSeq lists its product as hypothetical. The record is from RefSeq and is a predicted model, not a curated record. The transcript has a single exon. Gene Ontology annotation, molecular function: serine-type endopeptidase activity. Lineage: Eukaryota; Oomycota; Saprolegniomycetes; Saprolegniales; Verrucalvaceae. The coding region runs from base 1 to 771 and encodes 256 amino acids. Gene Ontology annotation, biological process: proteolysis.